Molecule: messenger RNA, 1734 nt
Organism: Motacilla alba alba
Lineage: Eukaryota; Metazoa; Chordata; Aves; Passeriformes; Motacillidae
Gene: HADHA
Product: hydroxyacyl-CoA dehydrogenase trifunctional multienzyme complex subunit alpha
Exons: 10
Coding region: 49-1347 (432 amino acids)
Biological process (GO): fatty acid beta-oxidation
Cellular component (GO): mitochondrial fatty acid beta-oxidation multienzyme complex
Molecular function (GO): NAD+ binding; long-chain (3S)-3-hydroxyacyl-CoA dehydrogenase (NAD+) activity; enoyl-CoA hydratase activity
Source: RefSeq, a predicted model, not a curated record
GCGCGGUCAGGCCCCCGGCGGCCUCUCCCUCAUUCGACCUCGGCGAAGAUGGCGGCGGCGGUGCGAGCCAUCGGCAGCCUCGGCCGCCUCCCGGCCGCCGCCAGGGCCGGCCCGACGCGGCACACCCCGCCCCGCGGCUAUGCCUGCCGUAACAUCUCCACCUCCGGUGCCCUCCAGAACAGAACCCACGUCAGCUGUGAUAUCAAAGGGGAUGUUGCUGUCGUGCGCUUCAACACACCAAAUUCCAAGGUAUUGAAAAUUCCCAUUCAGGGAGCACUGAUUCCUACAGCCCUGAGGCAGCAGGGGCCUGCCCUGCCAGGGGUACCUGUGGUGCCUAAAUUGUACCUUUAUCCUCACAGGAAGGAGCUCCUGGGCAUGUGCUGUGUCCUUGGGAAAACUGAGAAGGGAAUUGGAGAGUGCUCCUGUCAUAAAGAGAUACAGAGAAUGUUCAGGGCCUUCCCUCUGCACUCAGCUUGCCUAGCUGAUUCCUCUGGGAGCCAGAAUCCCUCUGAACCCAGCUCUUCUGUCUGCCAGGUGAUUGGGAUGCACUACUUCUCCCCCGUUGACAAGAUGCAGCUGCUGGAAAUCAUCACCACAGACAAAACCUCCCAGGACACAGCUGCUUCUGCUGUUGCUGUUGGCCUCAAACAGGGCAAAGUAGUCAUCGUGGUGAAGGAUGGGCCUGGAUUCUACACCACCAGGUGCCUGGGGCCAAUGCUGUCCGAGGUGGUCCGAGUUCUCCAGGAGGGCGUUGACCCGAAGAAAGUGGAUGCCAUCUCCACAGCCUUCGGCUUCCCGGUGGGAGCGGCCACGCUGAUUGACGAGGUGGGCGUGGACGUGGCCACACACGUGGCCGAAGACCUGGGCAAGGCCUUUGGCCAGCGCUUCGGAGGGGGCAGCAUCGACCUCUUCAAGCUCAUGGUGCAGAAAGGCUUCUUAGGUCGCAAGGCAGGGAAAGGCUUUUACGUGUACCAGGAGGGAGUGAAGAACAGGAGUGUGAAUUCUGGCAUGGAUGAGAUCUUGGAAAAGUUCAGGGUGCCAGCGAAUCCUGACGUCUGCUCCGACGAGGACAUCCAGAUGCGCCUGGUGACACGUUUUGUCAACGAGGCAGCCAUGUGCCUGCAGGAGGGCAUCCUCAGCAACCCCGUGGAGGGGGACAUCGGGGCUGUGUUCGGCCUGGGCUUCCCACCCUGCCUGGGAGGUCCCUUCAGGUUCGCGGACUCCUACGGCGCGCGGCAGCUCGUGGACAAACUGCGCAAGUACGAGGCCGUGUACGGCAGCCAGUUCACACCGUGCCAGCUCCUGCUGGACCACGCCAACAGCCCCAGCAAGAAAUUCCACCAGUGAGGUGGCCUGGUGACACCCCGACAGCUCCUCCAGCCGGGCCCCGGCUCCCCGCAACACCCCAUUCUCCAUAGGUUAAUCUCCAAAGCUCCCGGGGGAGGAAGGGAAGGAAGGAAGGAAAGAAAGAAAGAAAGACAGGAGGGGGGCAGCAGGUUGCCUCAUGGCUUGUAGUCAUUUCAAGUGCCUUACCAGCCACUGUGUGUUGGGUACAUCCGUCCCAUGCCAGCCUGGGCCUGGGGGCUCCGUGCUGGGGGAGGGAAUUCCUGCUGCCUUUGCCUUCGUGCCGUGGCCUCCAGAGCUCCCAGUCUGGCCAGUAGCAUCCAGCUUGUGGCUGGAGCCGAGGCCUUGCCUUUCCAUCAACAUCUACAAAAAUAAAGCCCCAUCUCCUGG